UUGAAACAUGUGGGAAAUCUGCAACAGUUGUAAUAAUAAUCAGCAUUAGUGAUCAUUAGUGAGCAGGUGUGUUGGCAGGAAGUCUACAAAAACACUGCUGCUCCCUCUGUCCCAGCGUUUGGGUGCGCACAGAGAAACUCUUAUUUGCAAUGCAUUUGAAACAAAAAGGAUACUGCUUCGGUGUCCUCCUCCUUUACACUAUCACAACAAUAACUCUACCUUCAGUGAGCUGGUGUGAGCCUAAUCUUUAUUACUCCCGACCAAACUCUCACUUGACUCGUCACAAUGACAGGAACGGCGUUUUAAAGACGAAAGUCCUCCUCACUCAUCCCUUUAUCAGAGAGGCCCGAAGGCGGCUACACCUCGACUCAAGGCAGGGAGGAGAGUCGCGAGGUCUCCCACACCUUCACAACUUGGAAAGCAGGGACGGGACACAGACCGAAACCUCCGGAGGGAAGCCCGAACAGGCACUCAAACCCACAAUGGCGUCUACUUCAACUGACAAACGCGUCAAAAACCGUAACAAACAGAACCAAACAGAGGGGGAGUGGAUGUAUACCUCCCUUAACCCUUCAAACGAAGACUGUAGCAAGGGGGAAAUUAAACAGGUCAUCUACGGCGAGGUUUACGUCACUACUCACUUUGAAACACAUGCUCCUAACGUGGGCUACCUGUCCGAUUCUGCUGUUUCAGUCCAGGCUCGGGGAGGCCAGGAGAGGGUCAGAGGUCAGCGGCUCAGCGGCUCAGAGCCGAGCUGGCAGAGGCUGCGGCCUGUGGUGGAGUGUGGAGACGACGCCAUGACUCUCACUGUCAGGAGGAGACGAGCUGUACAGCUACUGCUGGACCGGGUGAAUGAGUCAUCCGUGCCCCUGUCCCAGCUGCCGCCUCAGUGCGGCUACUCGGUUCAGACCACAUGGAGAGACCUCAGUCUGAUGGCUCGGUAUGAUGCCUGCCACGUCACGCAGGAGGAUGACCGCUAUGUGUUGCCUCUGCUGUGGAGGGGGACUCCAGUCAAGAUGUCCUGCCCAGCCUCUCAGAACCAGCCUGAGGCCGUGGGCCCGUCCUCCCUCUGCUGCUCCCCGUAUGGCAUGACCGUCAACAUGCAGGGACUGUCUGCUGCAGAGGAGCUGAGGGUAAAUGUCAGAGGGGAAUGGACUCCUUUGGUGGCGUUGGCCGAGCAGUGUGGCUACACUUUGGACAGACAAGACGCAGAGAUUGUUAUCGCCGCUCCAUUUGUUACGUGUGGCAUCACAGUCAAGGAUGGAAAAUACACCCUUUCCCUUCAAAUAGGGGAGAAGACGUUCACACUGGCCUGUCCCGUCUCUCCCCCUGAAGAACUCCCACUAACCCAUCAGCCUCUGGUCAGCAGGCCUCGUCAUCUAACCAGAGGGCCAACAGAGCAUGUGGAGCCUUUUCCAUGGGCUCCACCUUUCUACCUGGCCCCUCCAUACUAUCCUCACCCUACAUAUCACCACAAGUAUUCUAGUCCCAAUGGACGUGAAGCAUAUAACCCUCCUACUCCCUCAUCUUCAACUCCUGACCCUACAUUUGGCCCACAGCCUCUCCCUCCUGUUGAUCCCCAGCCAGACUAUCAGGACUACUACUCCCAUCAAAUUCCUGUGAGGGAGUCUUAUAAACAUUUCGGUGAGCACAGUUCUCUGUCCUCUACAGAUGAUCUGGAGGAAUCAGGUCGGGUGUAUCCAGAUCUGCAGCAAAAGCAAGAAACUCGUGUCUUAAGUCUCUCUGAGAAGCACAGUGCUACACGUUCUCCCUCCUCAGACGCAGGCUUUCCGAUUCCAGCUGAAGCGCCUCCUCUCCAUCCCUUCAGUCAAUACUAUCACUACUACCAUCACCCUAAAAUCCCUCUUCCUGGCCCACCUCAAGACCCUGAUCCAGGCCCUGAGAUUCCUAGAGAACUGUCUUUAACUAAUCCUCAUAACCCUGAAUUUCCAGUGUUGCCCCCCAGAGAGGCUCUCAGCAGAGUUAACUCAGACCAGUUCUUUCAGCCUGUGCCUGAGGCUGCCUCUAAUCCUUACACCCUUCCAACAAGUGCUGAAUUUGUUCACAAAGCCUCUGCACCAUAUACACCUUAUCCCCCACAGCCCUAUCCAUACCGCUACUUCUAUUACUUUCCAAAUAUUGCUAUGGGCGAGGCCACAAGUUCGGCUCCUCUCAGCCCCGAUGGGGCUGCGAAAACAAAUUUGUCUGACUAUCAAAAUUCAAAGUUGAGCGCCUUUGUUCAUCCACUCCAUCACUCAUCAGAAGCUCAUGACAAAUACAACUUAAAUCCUUACAUGGAUCAGCCAAAGCCAGAUACAACUAAUUUAAAAAAAAAUAGCCCAGAAUGGAUCAAACAUCUGCUUUUGUCUGAUGACGAUGAUGUAAAAGCAGAGCUGGGUGACCAAAAGAGCCAUUCUGCAGUCCAGCCUCCCCUCCCACCCGGUUACCCUCCUGGACCGGAGGCUGUUAGAGUUCCUCCUCCUGAACAACCCUCUUCCCCCACUCCAUCACCCAACCAUAAUCCUCCUCCUUACCCAUACUACUACCACCCUUAUUAUCUCUACUAUCAAAUGUAUUAUGGACCUGAGAGUUUACGCAGCGCUGACAAUCGCGUGUCUCCAACUUCUUCCAAAGAAGCUUUAGACCCUCUGCUUCGAGCAUCUUCCUCCCCACCACAGCAUCAAUCCUAUAGCAAACAUCAAACCACUCCUUCACCCACAAAAACAAUGUAUGAUGUUCACAAUGGCCCCCUACAUCCUUAUUACUAUUAUUACCACCUCUACUACCAGCCAAAAGUGUCUGUAGCCAACCAGGAACUUCAUCCUGCAGGCAGUAUGAACUCUGACAAAGAAUCCUCAAAAUCAGAAUCUCAGCUUCCCUCAGACUCUGACUACAGCACGAUGGACUGGCUGGUUCAUGCUGCCGAGGCAGGAUAUCCCAGCAUCCCUCAGCCACUGCACAGUUCCUUUCAUAGCCUAUAUUCCCAUUACAUCACUCAGCAACAUUUAUAUGAUCCUUUUGGGCAUCCUGAUGAUGAAGAAGCAGAAGAAAGGCUGGAUGAAGAAAUGACAGAUCACCUCGAGGCCAACCCGUACACUCCCUCUGCCUCACCCUGCCUUGGCCCUGUGUCACAUUUUGACUGCAGCGUCGCUUUGGGCUGCUGUUCAUACCCUGUGAACGACUGUACAGUGGGACAGCAUUUAAUCUUUGUGAUGCCUGACUCUGUGGUGGAGUCCACAGUGGCCCCCCCUGCUCAUCCCUCUGAGGUCAGUAAUGUGUUCUGCACACUGCAGAAGCUGACCUCUGACCCUGACAUCUACAUUGUCCCCCUGGAUGGCCGCGGGGUAAACAAACACGUGUCUGGUCAGACAGUGGUUCAUCUGUUGGAAGUCUAUGAUGCCCAUUCUCCUCAACAAGACCACAGUUAUGUGCAUGAUUACUCUCCUGUCAGGUUGAUGGUGGGAUGUCGUUCCUCCCCGGGUUCUCCAGGUGAAGUGAGGCCCACUGUCACUGUGCACCUGAGACUUGCCACAGAUGAGUCCUUCACCAGCUUCCACCCUGAGGCUCACCUGCCUCUCUGCCUCAUACGAGGCAGACCAGUUUAUGUGGAGGUGAGCCUGCUGGACCCCCCAGAGCCUGGCCUGGUGCUGCUGGUUCACUCGUGCCUGGCUUACACUCAAGCUCCAUAUACCAGCUGGAUGCUCGUUUAUGAUGGCUGUCCCAGCCGGGGUGAUUCACAGCAGCUUCCUUCCCCACACUCUGACCCCCACCACACCCGGCGCAUCAUAAUUUCCAGCUUCCUGUCUCUGCCUUCAGAAAGUCCCUCCUACAUGGCUAAAGGAGAAUACUCUCACCUGGAGGACCUAGAGAUCUACUUUUUGUGCUUGACAGAAGUGUGCUCAGCUGCAGAUGGUGACUGCACUGUAGGCUGCAUCAACAGUAAGUUCAACACAGUGGAAACAUAAAGGAGAAACUGAGGAGAGGUCCAGUACUUUAUUAGGAGGCUAACAAGUACAAUUUGAAGACUUGUGGGUUCCAAAGGAAGAACAUAAAUUAUUAAUCAGUGAUUCACUGAGCAUUUGCUACACAAACACUGCAAAUGGAUUCCUUUUGAAUGCACUAAAUGUAGUGUGGCUGCAUGGUUUUCGUUCCCAUUACCCAAUUAAGUCUUAUUUUUCACUUUGCAUUACAUAAUUCCAAAGAGCUUCACAAACAACAUGGCCUGCUAAAAGCCAAUAUCACAGUAUACCACAAAUUCAACACAAAUAAGGCUACAGAAGAAGCAAAUGGGUGAAAACAUAUGACAACAUAUGGGUAAAAAUGUGAUUUAUCAGCUUUGGCCUCUGUCAGUCUUAACUUCUUUUUUCCUCAUAGGUCCCAACAGUGAUGUGUGAGCAAUGAAAUAAAGACACUUUCACACAACUGCAUUCUUGUUUUGUUUUAUGGAAAUAACAAGUACAAGAGUCUCAGUGAAGAAGAGGGGAAACGCCCUCUGUGGAAUAUUUAUUUCAAAAAUUGUGAACAAUAGUGCAAAGUAAUAGUAGUACAAAGAAGGGGGGAGGGGGCAACUCAAGGCAUUUGGCUGUUUCCGUUCUAAA
Molecule: messenger RNA, 4598 nt
Organism: Siniperca chuatsi (mandarin fish)
Lineage: Eukaryota; Metazoa; Chordata; Actinopteri; Centrarchiformes; Sinipercidae
Exons: 13
Coding region: 150-3965 (1271 amino acids)
Biological process (GO): binding of sperm to zona pellucida; prevention of polyspermy
Cellular component (GO): egg coat
Molecular function (GO): acrosin binding; structural constituent of egg coat
Source: RefSeq, a predicted model, not a curated record